Hypanus sabinus (Atlantic stingray) is the source of this 1921-nucleotide messenger RNA. Its product is annotated as gamma-aminobutyric acid receptor subunit gamma-3. Lineage: Eukaryota; Metazoa; Chordata; Chondrichthyes; Myliobatiformes; Dasyatidae. Gene Ontology annotation, molecular function: inhibitory extracellular ligand-gated monoatomic ion channel activity; transmitter-gated monoatomic ion channel activity involved in regulation of postsynaptic membrane potential; benzodiazepine receptor activity. The record is from RefSeq and is a predicted model, not a curated record. Bases 1 to 1344 code for a protein of 447 amino acids. Gene Ontology annotation, cellular component: neuron projection; dendrite membrane; GABA-A receptor complex. The transcript is spliced from 9 exons. Gene Ontology annotation, biological process: monoatomic ion transmembrane transport; synaptic transmission, GABAergic; nervous system process.
AUGCCAACCAAACUGCUCGCUGCUUUCUUCCUUCUUUCAGUUCUCCAAGCUUGCUCCAGAAAAAUCGAUGAUGAUGAUUUUGAAGAUCUCACAAUCAAAAACCAGAAGUGGGUGCUGGCUCCAACAUUGCAAGAUAGAGAUACGACAAAUAUUUUAAAUAACCUGUUGAAGGAAUAUGACAAGAAACUUCGUCCAGACAUUGGAAGAAAACCAACUGUAAUAGAUGUAGAUAUCUAUGUCAACAGCAUUGGCCCAGUUUCAUCAAUUAAUAUGGAGUAUACCAUUGAUAUCUUUUUUGCUCAAACCUGGAUUGACAGUCGCCUGCGAUUCAACAGUACAAUGAAAAUUAUCACUUUGAACAGCAACAUGGUUGGUCUCAUAUGGAUACCAGACACCAUCUUCAGAAACUCCAAAAUGGCUGAUGCUCAUUGGAUCACCACACCCAAUCAACUACUUAGGAUAUGGAAUGAUGGGAAAAUCUUGUACACCCUGAGGCUUACAAUAAUCGCAGAGUGUCAACUGCAGCUCCAGAAUUUUCCAAUGGAUGAACAUUCUUGUCCGCUCAUCUUCUCCAGCUAUGGAUACCCAAAAGAUGAGAUGGUUUACAAAUGGAGGAAGCAUUCUGUUGAAGCUGCCGAUCAGAAGUCCUGGCGACUCUACCAGUUUGACUUCCUGGGCUUAAGGAACACGACAAAAAUUAUUGAAACAACUGCAGGGGAAUAUGUCGUCAUGACCGUCUACUUCGACUUAAGCAGAAGAAUGGGAUAUUUCACGAUUCAGACCUAUAUACCAUGCAUAUUGACAGUUGUCCUCUCCUGGGUCUCAUUCUGGAUCAAAAAAGAUGCAACUCCAGCCCGGACAGCACUGGGUAUCACGACAGUACUAACAAUGACAACACUCAGCAGCAUAGCAAGGAAGUCACUACCAAAGGUCUCCUACGUCACUGCCAUGGACCUGUUUGUGACCGUCUGCUUUUUAUUUGUCUUCGCGGCAUUGAUGGAGUAUGCUGCCCUGAAUUACUAUACGUGCUGCAGGAAGCCCGCGUGUACGAGAAAGAAAAGAACAAACUAUUCUGUGCUGAACCUGGGGCCGUCCUCUUCAGUAAUUACCAUAAACAAUUCAAUGUACUGGCAGGACUUUGAGGAAGCCUGCGUCUAUGAAUGCCUGGAUGGUAAAGACUGCCAGAGUUUCUUCUGCUGCUACAAGGAAUGUAAAUCCGGCUUGUGGCGAAAAGGACGGAUCCAUGUAGAUAUUUUGAAAUUAGACACAUAUUCACGUGUGUUUUUUCCUACAACGUUUUUGCUAUUUAAUCUCAUCUACUGGGUUGGAUACCUCUACCUUUAAGUUUCUGCCUGUACCAAUGAAGACUUCCUUCAUUGACACUUGUCCUGUAACUCUGUCGGAAAAAGUGGAACUACCCGAGGUGAAGUAACAUCUGUUCUUUAUUUUUACCUCCCAUUACAUUAAUUGCAAAUUUGUUACAAAAUGGCGGAUGGAAGCAAAGAGCGGAAGGUGUAAAUAGCUGACAAGGUGUCUCUCCAAGUUUGUCAGCUGAAACACUUUUUUUUGGACAAUCUUGAAGUGAAUGGACUGACCCCACUGAAUCGAUGAAUUAUAGCCUUAGGUUUGCAUUCAGCAGCAAUUUUUAAUAACUAUUCACGAGCCUGUUGGAUAGUCAGAAGAGCCUUGACUUUUAAAUAGCUGCAUGAAGAAAACAGAAAAUUAGCAAACUAAGCCAAAACAUAUUCCUCUUACCGAGCUAAUUAGAGUAAACGAAGGCAUUUCUGGCUGUAGCAACCCAUGAAAAGAGUUUCUUUUCUGUCUAAAUUACAGAUGAUUCAUGCAAAUCUAUUUGUAUCUGACACAACAGGUGUCGACAGGUGAAAGCAACAUUUUCUUUGGGGGAGAAAAAAAAACUAGG